Soboliphyme baturini is the source of this 258-nucleotide messenger RNA. Lineage: Eukaryota; Metazoa; Nematoda; Enoplea; Dioctophymatida; Soboliphymatidae. The record is from the annotation of a GenBank genome assembly.
AUGCAGAUCUUGCCUGUUGUCGACCGCGUCAGUGACCAGAGUGACCACAGUCGUCAGCAUGGCAACCAGCGUCACCUUCGCCACGGUGAUGACCACUGGCAUGGCGAGGUGGCGUCCUUUCUGCCGCAGAUGUCGCCUGAUGCUCUUCAGCUAUGGAGCUACCUUGACGUCCAGCUGGAAACCACAGGCGCCAACGGCUGUGUUCGAUGCGGAUGUGUGACUGCAGGUCCGGUCGUCUUUACCUUGCCGGCUCCAUGA